UUCUGCGAAGGCUUGUUGCUGCGCAAGUGUGGAGUUACUACUUGCCGAGCAGGCGGCGUAUCAACAUUGGUCACGUGACACUGUGCCGAACUAGCUGAUCGUCGACGCAUGCGGUGCGCUCGAUUAGCCAACAGUCCUAGCAGUCGUUAACUUGUGACUCCGCUGUUUUGAUGGAUUAUAACUGCAUUGCUAGAGGAAACUUAAAAUAUAAUAAUAUUUACAUUCAGUUACGCUACACAGGAAAGAAUGGAUAACAGUCUACGGGCACUACACUGUCAUAUCCACAUGUGAGACGAAAGAAUUUGUUGGAGUUGUGUCCCUUAGAAGAGAGCAACGGAAUAUCACAAAAUGGCGGAUGCCGUGACACGUGAAGCGAGUAAGAAGGGGGCCGUGCUGGCAGCGACAACUCAGACAGUCAGCGGGGUCAGCACACAGCAGAAGAAAGGGAGCACUACGGCCAAGCUGCAGUUGCUGUCUUCUGGCGGCCUCCGAUUGAUUACACCAGGUGGCACUGCUCUCGGACAAGCUAACACGGGAGAACCUGCAAAGGGUCAGCAGCGCUUCUUCACUAGGCAAACCACCGAUGGUCAGUGGCAGUUGUUAAUGUCUUACGAUUCGGAUCCGGGUCGCGUGUUCUUGCUUCAGGCACCCACCAGCCAGCCUAUGCGUGCAUCAGAGUCGAAAGCUGUUAGUAAGGCCACCAAAACGGACAGCUCGUCCUCUAAAAUGCCCAUGAAAGUCUUUCUCGUGAAUCCUAAGGACAACAGACAAAUCUCCCCCGUUGCGAGCAGCGGCCGAUCUUUGCUAGGAGGCCAAGAAAAAACUGACUCUCGGGCAGCGAAAGUUCCAGGCAAAGCCAUUUCGUUACUUCCAAGCAGUUUACAUCUCUCCAAAGUCGAAACAACACGUGUUAAGGCAGCGUCAACAGCCGGGAGAGCGGAAGCCGGAAGCGCUGGGAAUGCUCCAAUCUCGAACACAAAGGGUAGCUACCUGGUCAGUAUGCCGACCAUCACCGCCAGCACGCAACGCACGCCGCGUCGCUGGCCAACGGCCAGGAGUCCGCGCCUGGUUCAGCUGGAGAAGCCCAUCACGUCAAGAAGAGCCAACAGGGUUGUGAAACCUCCUGCAGCAGCCGCCUUGCUGUCCGGAGCCCUGAAAAAGUGUAAGAAGUUCCCGAAGAUAAAAAAUGAGCCUGUUAUCAAGAAGGAGAGAGUGUUCGAUCGUGAUCCUGCGGGGUACGACAGUGACUCGGCAGAUGACCUGCCAGUGACCUUUCCCUUCAAGAUCGACUCAGUGUUCUCGCUGUCGUCCCCAGAUCCAGCGGCAGCUACACUGAACGAAGAGAACGAAGCACAGGAUGCAGAAGUGAAGAUGGAAGUGAAUGACGAACCGGUCAGCGAGCAAUUUUGUCAGGAAGAGCUGUCUCAGGAAGAGCUGUUGGACAUGUGUGGAUCGUCCUUCGUCGUGUUGGAGCGCCUAUCAAAGCAGAACAUCAACGAGAAAGCUCAGCCGGGCUUGAGGUCAAGGUGUUCUGACUACUGUCGCAAGAGAACGUUAAAGUACCUGUGUAUGCUAAACCUGAUCAAAUGCAGGCCGUCGAAGAUGAAACGGGAUGAAAGGGACGCGUGUGGAGGCCAGAGUGAGGAAGGCACAUCGGACGAAGGGUCGUCUGGCGAGAGGAUUAUGCACGGAGAGGGCGGCGCAGGGUAUGGUGGUCUAGCUGCAAAUAAUGCUAGUCAAAAUGCCAGCUCAGAUUUUUCGAGCAAGCGACCGGUGGCCGACAUAAAGAGUGUUGUUGCUGGCGCUGUGCGGCCGACCGUUUCGACGCAUGUGGGUGUCAUUUCUGACGUCACACACGCACCUACCGACCGGCAGAGGCCGAGUUUUAAGUCCAAAAACACUACCGUGACUCUCAUGAAUAGCUCAGAUGACGCUUCCGACAAGAUGGGCAUGGUUCAAGAUGACGUUUCUGGAGUCAAGAAGUCAGAGGGCGUUAAGCGGGCAUCAGCCCCUGCAAAGACACCAACCACUUUGUCUUCUAGGUCUAGGCAGGCAGCAAGUGCCGCAGUCAAGAAUUUAGCGAACCUCGUCAGGAAGGGCAGCGUUGCCAUGUCCGAGCACGAGAAGAAGCUGGUCAUCUUGGCAAGGAAAGAACCCAAGACCUCGUCGCCUAUGAUGGGUCAUUCGUCUCCGUCAGCAACCGCUCCUAGCGUCACUUGCGUUCAGCUUUUGUCGGCGCCAGGGAUGGGUCCCACAGCGAAAACGGUGGUCCCACCUGUGACCUCAGCUUCGAGUGGUACCGCGCCAUCAGUACCACCAACGUCGUGCGUCCUCACCUUCAUCAUCACGACGUCGGCUUCCACUGUAGCUGCGUCACGGCCUUCUCUCGUGACCUCGUCUUCCACGUCCAAGCCCACUGGACUUCAGACCUUGAUGAUACCCGGGUCAUUUCAGACAGUUCCCAGUGCUGCCGCAACGGUCAGGCAGCCAAAUGAGAUUUCCAAAAGCGUUCCUUUGUUACAGACCCCAACAUCCCUGGUGUCGUUUUUGCAAGGUAGCAAGAUAGGGAAAACAUCGCCGGCCAUUUUAAGCGCUACGCCACAGCCGACGGUUGUCAUGACAGCUGUGGCACCACCUGCUUCUGGCUUGCAAAUGCCACCGAUGACAACGAAUGCUAUCGUCCCGACGUCGAAGACUUCUACUGCAGGCGUCACAUCCAUGUCCUCGGCCUUGACCACCGCGACGUGCUCGGUCACCAGUUUAAGCUCACCUAGUUUAAGUGUAGGUUUGAAGCCCAUUGCACCUAAAGCCCAGUCCACCUUGCAAACGUCCUCGGCGGCCAUAUUAAUGUCGGUUGCUGUAGACGACUCUUUAUCCCAGACCUUGCACGCAGCUCCUUCUAGGACGACGCAAGGGCUAGUUCCUGACUCCAGCGCGACGUCCACAGCUAUCCCGACUAUUUUGGCAUUCUCCAAACCAAUUUUGACAUCGGUACCACAGUUACCAUCGGCAGGGGAGCUUUCUGACCUCAAGACAAUACCAUCAUUAUCACCUUCUGUUACCUCUGCAAAUGUUUCGUCGAUUGAACCAUUCCCAUCUAGCUCCGCUAAAUGUCCACCUUUGCGGACUUUCGUGACGCCGACUGUCACACCAGGAAGCAAAGGACCACUCGUGACCAUUCCCAGCAACUCGUUUAAGUCUGCAAAGUCUAAAAUCAAAAUUGUGUUUCCCGUCAAUUCCUCGGCCAUGAGCGUUGUGACAGGCACGUCCUUAUUAAAAGCCAUCCCGUCUUCAGCGCCCUCAGCCCCCUCAUUGUCACAUCCAGCAGUCUCCUCAAACGUCGUGGGUCGCUUGAACGCGGGAGAGGUGCCAAGUGGCCCUAUCCCCAGUUUAAACACUGAGCCUGUCGUCUCUGGAGCUUCCAUGCAUCCAGAAUCCAACAGCAGUGGCUCUAAGGUCAAAGUCGUCACCGUGGUGUUUCCCAAAGCAGCAAGAGCAAGCGCUGGCUCGCAGACAGGUCCGUCGCAGCUGCUUAACGCUAAUCUUCCGGCGGGACUGCGCCUCGUCAAGUGCGGGAAACCGGAGAAUGGAGACCAACCGCGGCCCAAGUACUCGUUAUUCAGCUCAGGCAGCAAAAUGGCCUCUGCUUGCAAGACAGAGGUGAGGUCGGCGGGCGAAGGCAAGGGCAAGGCUAAGGUGGCCCAUGAGGCAGUCAUGGUCAAACCCUCAAGCACCACGACCUGCACUGCCAGUGGCGAGAAUGUUGAGUCGGCGGUGAAGCGUCGCAGCACAGAAGAUAAGGGGGAUGCCGAGCGACGCGCCAAGAGGGCCCGCCUAGAAAAGCGUUACCCAUUGCCGCCAGGUGUGGUCAUCAAAUGCGAACCUGUCACGUCCGGUUAUCCUGGCGACGAUGCGCCCAACGCUGCGUCGAUGGAGGUGCCACCACCCUAUAUGGCUGAUGACGUAAGGCCGCCGCAGACCAGCGGGCAGGGCGCCACGAGGGGAGAGGAGACUCGUUUUGAGCCUCCUGGAGGCAAUGAGGUCGAGGCGCAGCUGCCAGAGCUAGAGACGGGUGACGAGGCUGUGGCGAGGGACGAGUCGGAGACUGACGACUUUCUGUUCGGCGAACCCCCUGUCCUGACUCCUGUCUCCCCCUUGGAACCCGGGAGCAGCCCGGACACUGCCAGUCUCGUCACGGAACUGUCCGCAGCACUGCACCAGAAGCCGGCGUCCAGACUUCGAGUGAGGAUUGUAAGUGCCACUGGCAAGGACGUCGCAGCAGAUACACCUCCAUUAUCAUCGUCAUCGUCGUCGUCAUCGUCAUCAUCAUUAUUAUUACCAUCAGGGUCAGCCGCACCAUCGUCGUCAUCGUUUCCUCCAUAUAUUCCUAAAACGACAUCGUCGGUGCCCUCCAGUUCUGCUGGUGACCGCAUUCGCCAACUGAGAGAGCAGCUGAGAAAGCAGCAGGAUGAACUGGACGAGAUUAGAAAGCAAAGGGCAUUGCAGAAGCCAUUUUGCCUUGAAGGAGACAGCUGACAUUUAUCAUUUCAUUGUCAUUAAUUACUAACUUUAGAACCUAGUUCUGUAUGUGUUUACAAAAUGGCUGAGUAUUUUCUAGUCUUUAUAUAUAUAAAUCAAACGCCAAAACUUGAGGACGUAAAAAAAAAAUUAUUAGGAGAGCAUGAGCAUAAGAAGUGCUAGGAUCACUACAUGUAACGUGUUUUCGACAGUUCUUUUUUGCUGUUCAUGGUUAGCAUGUCUCAACGAAAAAUCGGAGAAUCCAAAACGAUAGAACAAUAAGAGCACGAAGACUGAAACACAUUAUCGUUGGAACAUGCAUGGAAAAAAAAAAAACCCGAAUAAAACAAUACAUGGACAUCGACAUUAAGGACUGUGGUUCAGCUAUAGUUCCAAAUACGCUUAUGAAUAUUUUCAAAUGCAUCGUGGUUUAUAGCAGCUACAUGUAAGGAUUUUGUACGUUCUUACUCAUUAAAUUUAGUGAUGCAUGUGUUUUACCAUUUGUCGCUGGCAGCUAAUGUUUGGAUUGUACAGGCUAAGAGUAAAGCUUUUAUGAUGAAUGUCCACUGCUUCGCGACUAUCAUCACACAAAAAAUUAAUAAUAAAAAAUCAUGUACUUUUUUAACGAUAAAAACUUUGUAGCAGUAGUAGGUUAUAUUAAUGUUGUUAAGAAGAAAGAUGUAGCAGUAGUAGGUCAUGGUCAGAGCUUUCUUUGUCGAGCCUGAUUGGCCAAAAUGCUGAGUUAGCGUGAAGCACACUAAAUACUGAGUUGCUACUUAGCCGACUCGCAGUCUCCUCAAUGGUGGGAAGCUGAUAGUGCUCACGUUUCACUGCCUUGUUAAGGUCUUGUGGCUCUAAGCAUAUUUAUUCUCAGUCCGCCGGCAUUGUCGUAUGUGGCUAAAGACUUGAAAAGAGCAGGGGACGCUAAACGAUGGAAGGCAAAUAAAGAGGUUUACUCUUA
Molecule: messenger RNA, 5479 nt
Organism: Pomacea canaliculata
Lineage: Eukaryota; Metazoa; Mollusca; Gastropoda; Architaenioglossa; Ampullariidae
Product: mucin-5AC-like
Exons: 3
Coding region: 349-4536 (1395 amino acids)
Source: RefSeq, a predicted model, not a curated record